Messenger RNA from Amphibalanus amphitrite, 4286 nucleotides. Its product is annotated as B-cell lymphoma/leukemia 11A-like. The record is from RefSeq and is a predicted model, not a curated record. Gene Ontology annotation, biological process: regulation of transcription by RNA polymerase II. Bases 159 to 2894 code for a protein of 911 amino acids. Gene Ontology annotation, molecular function: DNA-binding transcription factor activity; RNA polymerase II cis-regulatory region sequence-specific DNA binding. Gene Ontology annotation, cellular component: nucleus. The transcript is spliced from 4 exons. Lineage: Eukaryota; Metazoa; Arthropoda; Thecostraca; Balanomorpha; Balanidae.
GUCGCCGCCGCCCGGCCGCGCUGACGCGCCCGCCGCCGCCGAGCCGAGCCGAGCCGAGCCGCCGAGCCGUCCCGACAUGCCCGCUAGGGCUCGCUGACCGCGCACAGACUUUGAUCGCGAGUGCAGCGACGGCACCAGCCAGUGGCCACGUGGCCAAUAUGAGGAAGAAGAUGCCGCCCUCGAUGCGGAUCCUGCAGGAGAGCCAGCCGGACCAGGGGAUGCUGCUGCUGCACGAAGCCAUCUGCUGUCAGGGCAACUCUGCGCCGGAGCCGGCCAGUAACACGCAGACGUGCGGGAUCUGCCAGCGGCACUUCCAGCUGUCCGACGUCAUCCGGUUCGUGCAGCAGCGGGUGUUGGCCGGCUCUCCAGCCGUCACCGAACCCCUGGCGGCCAGUCCCCCGCCCGACCGGCCUGCCGACCAGCUCAACGGGCGCCGGCGGCCCAGCGGGGGCGCACGACGCCUGCUGACAUCUGUUGGCGACCGCGAGAAACUGCAGUUGAACGGCCUGUCGCCGACGCCGUCCGUCUCCAGUUUGUCCUCGAGGGAAGAGGAGAGCAGGAGAGAGCGGGAGGAGGAGAGCAGGAGAGAGAGGGAGGAGGAGGUGCAGAGGCGUCUGGUCGACGCUGGAGCCAACACCACCGACUCCGAGCCCGGAUCGUACGUGUGCUUCACCUGCAAGAAAGGCUUCGACUCGGCGUGGCUGCUGGUGCAGCAUGUCCAGGAAGACCACGGCGUCAACAUCUACGAGAACCACUCGGCGGCAGCCUGCCGGGCUCCCACUCCGUCCCCUCCUCCGCCGCGCCGGAGAUCGCCCUCCCCGCGCCGCUCGUCGCCUCCUCCGCGGCAACCGUCGCCGCCGCGGUGUGCGCCAGAGCCGGCCCCUCCGCCGCCGCCGCCGCCCCCGCUGCCGCCCGUCUCCACGCGUCUGGCACCCACCUCCUCCACACACGCCGGCUUCGAGCUGCCGUUCCUGAGGAUGCCGCUCGGCGCCGACAAGCCGUUCCCCUCCAUGCUGAACGCGCCGUUCAGCCGGCCACCUAGUCACAACUUCCGCAUGGAGAACAUCAUCUCAGAGCAGUUCCGGCUGAGCGCGCCGCUAUCGAUGCCGCCAUUUGACCUCGGCCCGCGGCCGCGGCCGCCGCUUUCCCUCCCCAUGGAGCCGCUGGACUUUUACUCGCAGCGGCUGCGGCAGCUGGCGGGCGCCUCGCUACCAACUGCUGCCGACCUCCUCACACCGCCGGCCAAGCGGGCUCGCGUCUCGCCGCCGCCCUUCGGCUCUCCGGCCGGACCGAGCACGUCCAGUCCGAGCCCCGUGGCACAGCCACCGGCAGCUGCCCCGCGCACCGGUCCGCCAAAGGCAGCCCGCAAGGAGCGGCCCCGCGCCUGCGAACACUGUCACAAGGUGUUCCGGUUCCAGAGUAACCUGAUCGUGCACCGGCGCAUCCACACCGGUGAGAAGCCGUACAAGUGCAAGAUCUGCAGCCACGCAUGCACGCAGAGCAGCAAACUGAAGCGGCACAUGAAGACGCACAUGAAGGAACUCGAACUCAGUGUGGAAAAAAACUCGCAGGCCAGCGAUGAUGUCAAGGAUGAGGACGACGACGCCAGCGUCCAGGAGGAAGAGGAAGAAGAGGAGCUCCUGGAUGAGGACGGCGAGGACUCUUCCGUCACGGCUGAGGUGGAUGGGCCGGAGGAUCUGUCGACCAAGUCGACCACCUCCACGCCGGUGCCGGCUCCGCUCACCCCCAACAACAACCUGCCGCCGACUCCAUCGUCGGAAAAAUCAUCGCUGGUCGGAGAAUUGAUGGACAAAUUUGGACUCUCAAACAUCAACACCUACAGGGAUGCGUACAAGCAGGCGCUACGCGAAUCGGGAAAGGACGAAGACCCCCUGAGCGACAGCAAUCAUAGUGAUGACGAACUGCUUGACAGCGAAACACACGAUAGCGAGACGAGAGAUAGCGACGGCCGCGACAGCGAAAUACCCGAUAGCGACGCCAUGGAUAGCGAGGCGCCCGCUAGCGAAACGCGAGAGAGCGACGCACAGGGCGGCGAAACGCGAGGCAGCGAGACUCGCGACGGAGAGUCGCGUUUCGGAGAGUCUCGCGAAGGAGAGUCGCGACGAGAGAAUGGCGCCGCUAGGGACGGCGAGGCGCGGUCGGGAGAGGCACGGGACUCAGCGCCGGAGGGCGAGGCGGCGGAGCGGACCGAGCGAAGCACCAUCAAAGUGCGGGACGAGUUCGGAGCCGGUCUUAUGGGCCACCAGCCGGCGCUGGACCUCAGUCGCGGCUCGCUGCUCGGGCUGGAAGCCGCCUUCGACCCGGCCCGCCGCCUGAAGCUGGACCUGGCUGGUCGGGAACCCGACACCGGCAUGCCGACCUGGCCCUCGGGGCUCUGGCUGCCGCCGAUGGCCAUGUCGCGAGAGUUCCCCUUCCCGCCGCGCUCAGCUCCCGACUUCCUCAGUCACGCCAAGGCCGCCUCCGAGGGUGCCCUGAAAGCGGCCCAGCGGCCCCUGCACGCGCCGUUCGCUCCCAAGCCGGGCAGCCGCAUCGGUCUCGACUCGCCGUCACCCAAACGGGAGCGUAGCCGCCGCGACACUUGCGAGUUCUGUGGGAAGGUGUUCAAAAACUGUUCUAACCUUACAGUCCACAGGCGCUCGCACACAGGUGAAAAGCCCUACCACUGCACCAUGUGCAACUACGCCUGUGCGCAGAGCAGCAAGCUCACGCGGCACAUGAAAACCCACGGGCGCAUGGGCAAGGACGUUUAUCAGUGCCGAUUCUGCACGAUGCCCUUCUCUGUGGCCUCGACCCUGGAGAAGCACAUGCGGAAGUGUGUGGUCAGUCAGAACAAUAAGACGGGCCUGCUGCCGCCGGUGCUGCCCGGUCACUGACGUCCGCUCCCGUCCGCCAAUGGCGAGCGUCCGUGGCUGUGACGUCACCCGGGCAGCGCGGUGACCCGGUCAGUGUCGUGGCCCGGGCAGUGCCGCCGCCGUUUUGUAUCAGGCCUAGUGCAAUCAUCGCUCAGCCGAUGUUAACUAGUGAAAUGACAUGACAUAAUCCAUUGCGUGUGUGCGUGUGCUGGUAAAGUACAAUAUUCUCCAGUAUUAGAGGCCGGUCACAGGGCGGCUAUUGCACAAACCAAAUAGGACCGUGGGCAGUUUGCACGGGGUUGUCGAGGGCUCGGGCGGGACCAAGGAAGUUCCAUCUGAGACUGGCGCUGCGUCGCCGGAUACUGAGCGCUGGUCGGGACCUCGCCGGCCGUUGUGUUCCGCUGGUGGCGCGCUGUGUUGGGUGUGUGGAGACGAGAGAGUAAGGGAGGGAACCUAGUCACAAGCGAGCGAGUCUGGUUGUCGGGCCGGCCAGAAUGCGCGGAUCCCGGGCCCGGCCGGCCGGCCGCUGAGACUGAUUUUGUGUUGGAUGGCGGCGGGCGGUGCGCCAUUGCCGCCCUGUGUCUCGGUUUUCUCUGUGUUUGGUGUGAGCCGCUGGGUCGCGGGGGUCAUUGGCGGGGUCAUGUUUGGGUCAUAGUGUCGGUGACCACACCUCCAGCUGUGGUCAGUCGGUCGGUCGGAGUGUUCUCAGCCGGUUCGGACCGCUCGGAUCGGACUGUCGUCAGGCGUGUGUUAAUAACUAACGGACUGCGGGGAGGGAUGACGGCUGGCGGGCAGCCCUGCUCCAUCGUUCUAAUUCAGUGAUCUCUUCCUCGUGUUCCGGGGUCGUCUGUGUUCUCUGCGUUUCACUGUUUGCACGUGCACAUUCUAUCACAAAGUCAUGCUGCAUAGUUUCAGUGUUCUAUCUGUGUCUGUUCCCGCUGCUUGGUUUGUUCUUACAAACGUCACAACAAAAAUGUGUGUCACAAAAAUUCGGGCGUCCCAUGUAGGGCGGUUUUACGUCUGCCCCUUUCCUAAGGGCUGGUGUUGAUUGUCUCACUGUUGGAAAAGAGCGGACGACCCACUGAUGUCAGUCCUGAACACGGAAGGUCUCAUGGAUGCCGCCUCAAUCGACCCGCGUGUGCUCUGAGAGCAUUGUAUGAGCGUGUACAGAACCACAACUACACAUACAAACAUAAACAGCCUACACUUUCACUAUCACCUGCACACAUACACCAGCACACAUUCAGUCGUACGAAGUAUGCGCGAGCAUACUUACCGAGAGUCAGACAGCCGUAUAGGUACAGCCUCGCCGGUCCAGCGUUCCGACGAGCGCGGCUGCAUACUGUUCCUUAAUUUAUAUUUUUCGAUGUGCAUUCAAUGUACCGACUACAUAGAAUAAAUGUAUCUGUCAAG